AAAAUAAAUGACAUCCACAUGAAUUCCAGCCUUCUUAACACCUCACAAUCUUUUAAAGAUAUCCACUUGCAGAUAUAUUUCUCGAAUAGACUUUGGGGGAAUCAGUCAAAUAAUUAGAAAAGGAGGAGGAGGAAGAAAAGCCUGCGGAAGCUUUUCAGUGAAGAAUUACAGCAGAAAGACAGAAGCAGCAUGGCUCUGGAGAACUGUUUACGAGUGAGCACAGUGGGUAUGACCAGGCCUCAGUGCAUUCAUCCAUUUUCUUCGAGGACAAGGAUUGUUUUCCCCCAUUUCAAGGGAUUCAAAUCAACGGCAUCAAGCCCCUCUCUUAAAUCAGCGACUGGAAAUUCCCGAAGAUCCCGUUUCAUUUGCAGUGCUCGAGAAACCGUUGACGAAGUUCUAGUAGUGACAGAUUCAACCUGGAAUAACUUGGUGAUAGCAAGUGAAACGCCAGUGCUGGUGGAGUUCUGGGCACCAUGGUGUGGACCGUGCAGAAUUAUAGCCCCUGUGAUUGAUGAAUUGGCCAAAGAGUAUGCUGGCAAGAUUGUAUGCUUGAAGCUCAACACCGAUGACUGUCCAGACAUCCCCACACAGUAUGGAAUCAGGAGCAUACCAACAGUUCUCUUCUUCAAAAAUGGUGAGAAAAAAGAAAGCGUUAUUGGUGCGGUACCCAAGUCUACGCUGUCCGCAACGCUGGAGAAAUAUGUAGAUGUCUGAACCCAGAGAAAGGACUGGAACCGAAUCGACAUGAAAUUUCAGAUACAUGGCUAUUUUUCGUUCUCUUUGCUUGUAAACUACUAGUUUAUUCGGACGGUCAUUCCUUUCCUCGUUUCGAUACAUAAAUAAUACUUUGUUCCCUUUGUAUUUUCCUUCACUUAAGGGUGCAAUGGAUGAACGCGGGAUGGAGGAAAA
Neltuma alba is the source of this 909-nucleotide messenger RNA. Its product is annotated as thioredoxin M-type, chloroplastic. The transcript is spliced from 2 exons. Gene Ontology annotation, molecular function: protein-disulfide reductase activity. The coding region runs from base 190 to 714 and encodes 174 amino acids. NCBI's taxonomy places the organism in Eukaryota, Viridiplantae, Streptophyta, Magnoliopsida, Fabales, Fabaceae. The record is from RefSeq and is a predicted model, not a curated record. Gene Ontology annotation, cellular component: cytoplasm.